Drosophila obscura is the source of this 2886-nucleotide messenger RNA. RefSeq names its product solute carrier family 22 member 6-B. The coding region runs from base 139 to 1827 and encodes 562 amino acids. NCBI's taxonomy places the organism in Eukaryota, Metazoa, Arthropoda, Insecta, Diptera, Drosophilidae. Gene Ontology annotation, molecular function: transmembrane transporter activity. The record is from RefSeq and is a predicted model, not a curated record. Gene Ontology annotation, biological process: transmembrane transport. Gene Ontology annotation, cellular component: membrane. The transcript has 5 exons.
UUCGCGUUGUUUCGGCGCAGUUCGGGCUGCGCUUCGGUUCGUUUCACAUCAGUUUAGAUCAGCUGAGGCUUAGUCUUAAUAGAAUCUCAGCACGAGAACAACGACCCUCGCGGCCGUCUUGUCAUCAGAGACAGAGACAUGGACUUUGACAAGAUUUUGGAGAAAUGCGGAAAUGCGGGUCGCUAUCAGUACCUCAUGAUACUGCUGCUCGGCUACAUAGCCUUCACCACCACAGUGCAUUAUUACUCACAGAACAUCAUUGGGUUUGUGCCGCAGCAUUGGUGCUACCACGAACAGCUGGCGAAUCGCAGCUUCGAGGAGAUCGCAGCCAUCUAUGCGCCCUUUGGCAAAGAUGCCGCCUGCACGCGGCUGGAGACGAUCGAGGGCAACAAUCUGACAGUGAGCACCAAGGCCUGUCAGCGCUGGAUAUAUAACUACGACUUUGGAUUCAGGAGCAUGAAUGCUGAGCUUAACUGGGUCUGCGAUGACGCCUACAAGGCACGCAUCGGCCAGUCGCUGUUCUUUCUGGGCUCCCUCAUGGGCACCUUCACCUUUGGCAUGCUCGGCGAUAGGAUUGGGCGAGUGCGUGCCGUUAUUCUGGCCAACCAGUGCGGUUUUGUGGGCGACUUUCUUACCACCUAUGCCUCGAAUCUGGUGCAGUUUGCCAUCUUUCGGUGCAUUUCGGGUCUCGCGGCCACAGCGAAUUAUUAUCUGAUGUUUAUUCUGGUGCUGGAAUACUUGGCACCCAAGCUAAGGAAUUUGGCCAUUAGCGGAACGCUGGGCAUAUGCUUCUGCCUGGGCGCUUUGGUGGCACCUUGGCUAUCGGUGCUGGCCGGCAACUGGCGCAUCUACUUGACCUGCUCGGCCCUGCUGCAGCUGGUGGUGGCCCUCUUCUACUUUGUGGUGCAGGAGAGCGCCCAGUGGCUGAUUACGCGCACCAAUGUGGAGGGCGCCAUUGCCAGGCUGAAGCACAUUGCCCACUUCAAUGGCCGAGAAGUGGCGGCAGCGGAUUUCGAGGCAUUCCGCAGAAACUGCAUAGCCAAGCGGAAGCUAUCGAAUCAGCCGGAGCAGACGGCUGGCAUCAUUGACCUGCUGCGAACUCCCAAUCUGCGAAAGAUUUCGUUGCUGGUGGUGCUGAUAUUCAUGCUGACUUCGCUGAGCUUCAACACCAUUUCCCGCAAUGUGGAGGGAUUGGGUAUGUCGCCCUUUGUGGUCUUCUCGCUGUUUGCUGUCGUCGUGCCGCCAUCGGGCUUCAUCCAAGGGCUCCUGCAGAGUCGUGUGGGUCGCAAGGCCACCGCCUUUCUGGCCAUGCUCUGCACGGGACUGCUGUCCUGCGCCCUAGGCGUGGCUCUGUCCACGGAGGGAGCACAGAGCAGUGUGACCCUGCUGCUGGCCUUUGCCCUGCCCAUGCGGCUGGGCAUCUCCCUGUGCUACACAGUGACCUCCCAGUAUGCCUCCGAGCUGCUGCCCACCUGUGUCCGAUCGCGUGGCAUUGCUGCAGUGCAUCUGGCUGCCGCGGGUGCCUCCUUUCUAUCGCCCUACCUCAUACAUUUGAGCAGCAAGCUAGCAGCGGCCACGUCCCUGAUCCUGGCGCUGCUUCUGCUGACUGCCGCCUUUUGCACGCUUAUGCUGCCGGAGACGAACAACAGACAGCUUCCCAUCACAUUGGCGGAUGGCGAGGCCUUUGGCAAGGACGAGUCCAUGCUCUCGUUCGAUUGCUGGCGGCCCCACGAUGACGAUGUGUCCAAGCAGCCCGCCGAAGAGCUGAAGCUGCAUCCGAUCAAUGGCCAACACGCCGCCAAGUCUGAAACGGAGGCUGAAGUGUAGUCAGUGGCUGAUGUGAUUUCCCCCCCCAAUAGGUAUUAGAGACAGAGACACACGAGAGGAUUGUCAGUAGAUGUGAAUUUUGCUUUAUUUGAUUGAUUUCAUUGCGGUUCACAAUUUCUAACACAAUUUUUACUUGGAGCGAGAGUCCGGUCCGGUGCGGUCCGGGGCGUAUUGAGCCAAUUUCUUGAGCUCAUUAUUAUUAAAUUUUCUUGUAUCGUGUAUCGUCGGUAUUUUUUUUGUCGCAUGUAUUAAGUACUUACUUGUAAGUAAAAGGUUCAUAAGUAUAUUUUAUCUUUGUAAAUGGUUAUGUAAACUCUUGUAAUUAUGCAACGCUUAAAUGCCAUAAAAAUAACGGCUUUUGUAUGUGUAUCUGGUGUGUGUGUGUGUGUGUGUAGGUGUAUUUUGCUUAGGGCAAUAGAAAGUCUUACCAAUUGUUAGCAUAACUAGAGAAUUGCCUGGAAAAAUAGCAACCGAAAAACUCUCCGAACCGAAUUAAAUGCUUAAAAUCUAAGUGUGAAAAUUUAGAGUUAGCAUCACACAGUCGCUGGUAGUUGCCCGGAUACUUAAUUUGGAUUGGAUUAUUGCUUGAAAGACAUUUUUUAAUCAGUUAAUCAGUUGAGGUAGAACUCAGGAAAUCUCUUAGUUUCAUAUGUAUAAGAUUUAGUGGUAAAGUUAACUAACUAUUGGAUGUAAAACGAUUGUUCUCAGGGCAGUACGUAUGUAUGUAGGAUAGAUCAGGUUGAGCUGUGAAACAGAAUAUGUAUGUGGUAGACGGGUACACGGGUUGGCUACUUAAUAUGAAGGCAACUGCAGCGAUUAAUCAGUAUCUAUGUGUAUAUAUGUGUAUCUGUGUGUGUGUGUGUGUGUGUGCGUAUCUUAUGUGUGUACUCGCUAACAAAAGUUCUCUACUUUAACGCAACAUGUAUAUUUUUUUUGGGGGGCGUGGCUCAUCGGCCUAUACGUGUAUGCACAAUCGAAUUCCGUGCUCAUACUCAAAUAUUUGUUAAUCGUUUUGUCUGUUUUUGUUUCACUGAGCAAUUCUGGCGAUUGCUAACAAAU